CUCUCGCCUUUGUUCGACCAGGAAAAACCAGAAAAUGGCCACCCAGCUUAGAGGCAGUGCAAUUGUUACCGCAGUGAUAGCGAUAGGGUUGGUGCUUCACGGUGAGAUUGCUCAUGCCAAAACCUUCACCGUCGGAGAGGGUGAUGGCUGGAACUUCAAGGUUCAUGACUGGCCUAAUGGCAAGAACUUUACAGCCAAUGAUACGUUGGUGUUCAAAUACAAUAAUGCAUUCCACAAUGUGGCAGUCGUAGAUGAAAAUGGUUACAGGACAUGCACAGUCGGCGGCAAGCUCUUGUCGACGGGAAACGAUGUGAUCAAAAUUCAGCAAGGACAAAACUACUUCAUCUGCGGUUUUCCUGGCCACUGUGCUGCUGGGAUGAAGAUAGCAGUCACUGCGAAAUAAUAAUAUAAUUCCUCACUUUAUUAAGAUUUUGUAUGAGGCAAAAGCCUUGACUGAAUGUCUUAAGUUUAAGUAAAAUCAGUGAACUAUGUUUGUUCUUUGAAUCAUAUGUAUUGUUGGUUUGAAUAAUUAAUUGACGAGGGUGUGUUUUUUCCCUUGAGACGAGGGUGUCUA
Molecule: messenger RNA, 574 nt
Organism: Malus domestica (apple)
Lineage: Eukaryota; Viridiplantae; Streptophyta; Magnoliopsida; Rosales; Rosaceae
Product: basic blue protein-like
Cellular component (GO): plasma membrane
Molecular function (GO): electron transfer activity
Source: RefSeq, a predicted model, not a curated record